Molecule: messenger RNA, 2202 nt
Organism: Nothobranchius furzeri (turquoise killifish)
Lineage: Eukaryota; Metazoa; Chordata; Actinopteri; Cyprinodontiformes; Nothobranchiidae
Product: Krueppel-like factor 11
Biological process (GO): regulation of transcription by RNA polymerase II
Molecular function (GO): DNA-binding transcription factor activity, RNA polymerase II-specific; RNA polymerase II cis-regulatory region sequence-specific DNA binding
Source: RefSeq, a predicted model, not a curated record
CCCGUGUUUUACUCACACAGCUGAGAGAAAAGGGAGCCAGUCAGGAAAAAAGGGAGACGGUCUCAGCUCUAUCCUGCAGCAGGCAGAAGCUCUGGCAAACCGCCGUCUCUUUGUUCUACACUGGCUUUGACAACUAAAACCUGAGAUUCACAUGCUGUCGUCUUUAUCGCGACACAUUAAUGACAUGGACUUAUACAAGACACAACAUAUGGAUCAUUUUGGGUCUUGUGUUAAGAGAAGAAGGCAUGACAGCGAACAGUCUGUCUCUAGCGGAACCGGCAGCUGUUCAUCUGGCCUGGAGUACACCGACUUGGAGGCAGCCGAAGCUCUGGUGUGCAUGAGCUCUUGGGGACAGAGUCUCUUCCUCAGCAGCAACAAGCCGAACCCUUGCAAGCCUAGACCCCUCACCCCUGCCUCUGAUUCCUGUGACUCUCUCCUACCGCUGGAGAUCCCAGAACCCCCAAAGGACUUUGUGUCUCUUUCUUCUCUGUGCAUGACACCCCCUCACAGUCCCAGCUUCGUUGAGACCUCAUCGACCAGCGCGGUCCAGGCAAGACCUGGUGGGUCUACACGGUGCUCUGGAUCGGAGCUCCAUCCACUCACCGCUGAGAUGACCCUCUCCCUCCCAGGUCCAGCACAACCCUGCAGAGCCAUGGCGACCAGCGUCAUCCGCCACACUGCAGAUCGAAGCCUCUGCCAACACAUUCCAGUGGCCGCUAGUUCAGAGAGAACCGUAAACGGCGUCAUGGAUGUCCUAGUCUGUAAGCAGCAGCAGGAAUGUCUAGCGAACACCCUGCAGGUGAUCGCGCCGCCCUCACCUCCUGACUUGCUCGCUCCUUCAGAAACUGCGCCCCCUUGCAGCCCCUCAAUACCUUGUUUGAACAGUGCCUCCACCUCCACUUUUGUCAACAGCCAGCCAACAAGCAGCCCACCCACUCCCAGUGUUCCCACCACCUUGUCCCCUCCCCCUGUAACCAGCCCUCAAAUCAUCUGCCAGAUGUUCCCUGUCUGCAGCCAAUCGGGGAUAAUCUCAGCCUUCAUCCCUGGCGCCAUUCAGGGGUCCAGUACUGGAAUUCGGACUGCCACAGCACCCAUUCUCCCACCGCCUGCCUCAGCUAACACCCCCCCUGUUCAGCAGUCCCUUAUCGUGGGCUCAGCUGUGCCCCAGGGCACGGUGAUGCUGGUCCUCCCACAAUCCUCCGUAUCUCAGGCACCUCACUGCCCUCAAACUGUUAUGACCUUGGGCAACACCAAGCUGCUACCCCUGGCCCCGGCCCCUGUGUACAUGCCCGCGGGGACCAACAGCAGCAUAGCCGCCACAAAGAUGGACUUUUCCCGCAGGAGGAACUACGUCUGCAACUUUCCAGGAUGCAGGAAGACCUACUUCAAGAGCUCCCACCUCAAGGCUCACCUGCGAACUCACACAGGUGAGAAGCCCUUCAGCUGCAGCUGGGAAGGCUGUGAUAAGAGGUUUGCCCGUUCCGACGAACUCUCCCGCCACCGCCGCACACACACUGGGGAGAAGAAAUUUGUCUGCCCCGUGUGCGACCGGCGGUUCAUGCGUAGCGAUCACCUAACCAAACACGCCCGCCGUCACAUGACCAUGAAAAAGACUCCUGCCUGGCAGGCGGAUGUUCGCAAUCUGAGCAAAAUGGCUGCUGGCAAAACUCCCUCUAAAGCUGCCGUUGCCACCCUGAGCAUGUUGGUACCUGCUGGCUCGAAGUAAGCAAACGAACAAAUGCCAUCUUUACUCACUCCCACGAUACCAGAGGGACGAAGGGAGCAGCCAAGCGCACAAUGCUGCUCCUCUUUACUCAUUGGAAUUGAUAAAAAACAUGCACUGGAUUUCCCUGCUCAUUUGUACACCUGUGUUCUCUAGAAGACGUUUGGUUUACUUUUUUAUAACUAUUACUGAUCAUUUGUAUGCAGUCUUGCCAAAGCCUUUGUAUGAAGUUGGUUUUCAACGUUUCACUUUCCCCACGUCUCGGGAGACAUUUUCCUCAUUCUAUUACUGACGUCUAAGUGAAUGUAUUUGUUUUUCUAUGAAAGGAGUUUAUUUGUCUUAUUCGGAGAAAAAGAAAGAGACACUGUAAAUAUGAAUACUAAUCAUCAGUACUAUGAUUAUACCUUGAUUGUAUCUCCUCGGCUUACUUUUUGUUAUUAUUUAAUUUCAUAUUUGUAAUAAAAAGAUGUUUAAAUGAA